Molecule: messenger RNA, 1497 nt
Organism: Striga hermonthica
Lineage: Eukaryota; Viridiplantae; Streptophyta; Magnoliopsida; Lamiales; Orobanchaceae
Source: the annotation of a GenBank genome assembly
AUGUCUUUCACCGGCCUUCUCGCCUCCGAAGACGGCCGACCCGCCGCCACCGUGAGAAACGGCCUCGGCGAUCGGGUGUCGGCGAGGACGGGCCACGGCGUCCCCAAGUUCAAGUCCCUCCCGCCACCUUCUCUUCCAAUAUCUCCACCGGCCGCUGCCGCCGCCACGGCCUUCUCUCCUUCUUCUUUUUUUGCCCUGCCUCCUGGCCUUAGCCCUUCCGAGCUCUUGGAUUCCCCUGUUCUUCUUUCUGGUUCUAAUCUUCUGCCUUCACCAACUACCGGUACAUUUCCAAUCGAGAGUUCGAGCUGGAACAAUAACAUGAGUUCUGGCAGGUCACAGCAAAAGGAUAUAAAGGAUGAGCAAAACAACUUUCCCGAGUUCUCUUUCCAAACUCAAACAAACCCUCUAACAUCAUAUCCGUGGGGCUAUCUCGAGUCUCUCGAUCCAGAAUUAGCCUCAUCUGACAAACCAAACUUUGAGCCCGAGCUCAGCUCGGUCCAGAGCUUCUCCCCCGAGAUCUCCACAAUCCAAACUAUCGACCCGAAAAUAAUCGAGCACAAUCAGUCGUCACAGGAUAACCGAAAAUCAGAAGACGGGUAUAACUGGAGGAAAUAUGGGCAGAAACAGGUGAAAGGGAGCGAGAACCCGAGAAGCUACUACAAAUGCACUUACCCGAACUGCCCCACCAAGAAAAAGCUCGAGAGGUCCUUAGAUGGGAAAAUAACUGAAAUUGUGAUCAGAGGUACUCAUAACCACCCAAAGCCUCAGUCGACUAGGAGAUCAUCCUCAUCCUCCCCGUCGGCUUCUUCUGUGGUGUUCCUGUCUUGCAGUGCACAGUCGAACGAGAUGUCUCAAGGGUCGAAUGUCGUGGGGAGAACUGAUCAUUUUCUUGGGACUCCUGAGAACUCAUCGUUAUCUAAUGAUGAUUUAGAGCAGAGCAUUCAGAGGAGCUUGUCGGGCUGUGAUGAAGUGGAUGAAGAUGGGCCGAAUUUCAAGAGAUGGAAAGGGGAGAAUGGAAGUGAAGGUAUAUCAGGAAUGGAGAGUAGGACAGUGAGAGAACCAAGAGUUGUCGUUCAAACUAUGAGCGACGUGGAUAUACUCGAUGAUGGUUACAGGUGGAGAAAAUAUGGUCAGAAAGUGGUGAAGGGAAAUCCAAAUCCCAGGAGCUAUUACAAGUGCACUAAUCAUGGAUGCCAAGUGAGGAAGCAUGUGGAACGGGCAGCCCAAGAUUCUCGGGCGGUGAUAACGACAUACGAAGGGAAGCACAACCACGAUGUCCCGCCUGGCCGAAGCAGAAACAGCAGCAAUGCAGUAGUGGUUAGGCCUAUGCCUCGACUGCUCGACUCGGAUAUUCCAACAACGGGUUAUGAGAAUUCGAGAUCCGAAAAUUUCACAAGCUCAUUGGCUAUUCCUCUGCUGGAGUAUGGUGAAGCACGGUUGCCAAGGGCAAAGGAUGAGCCUGUUGAUGACGUGUUUGCCGACUCGUUUCUAUGCUGA